Molecule: messenger RNA, 4845 nt
Organism: Morchella importuna
Lineage: Eukaryota; Fungi; Ascomycota; Pezizomycetes; Pezizales; Morchellaceae
Exons: 12
Coding region: 1-4845 (1614 amino acids)
Biological process (GO): regulatory ncRNA-mediated heterochromatin formation
Cellular component (GO): nuclear RNA-directed RNA polymerase complex
Molecular function (GO): helicase activity; metal ion binding
Source: RefSeq, a predicted model, not a curated record
AUGUUUCAAAUUGAUCGGUUCAAGAAAAGUAUUUCUUGUAAGAAAGAUAAAUCAGACUAUGCAGUUCUAUGUGACUCUGACAAACUCGCCACCGACGUUAAACGCCAAAGCACCAACGUAUACCCCGCUAUCGCCGUACGCUAUCCUACCGGCACGAAGAUUCUUUGGUCGGAAGCCUUGACAGGGCCCGGUGCAUUUCUUACCACACAUGAGGAUACCAUUUCAGACUCCACCAUUCCCCACAUCCCCCCCGGCACCCCCCGCCCCGCUAGGCACCUCCAUCUCCACAAAGUCGUCCCAAGCUCCAAUUCAAUCACCGUGAAAAGUGCGUGCGGUCCCCUCACUAUAUUUCCUGUCCAAUCAGAGUGUGGGACGUUCAAAGCAGGUUCUCGUCCUGAAGCCAAGUCGACGAAAGGGCCGUAUUUCAGAAUUCCCGCUCCACGCUUUACCGAUCAUAUGCGCUCUGCAGUUCCAAAGUAUGUGCUACUUGACUUGAAGAGACCUCUUCCUACCUCGAGCACUAUUCUUCAAACUUCUUCUACCCCUUCAAUCACUUCACCAGAGAAUACCGUCGAAACCUCCUGGCUCAGCAUACCUGAGCCUGCCCCUACUAGUGAGCUUCUCAGCAAAACCAUUCCUGUCGUUGAGGGAAUAGGUCUUUCCGAUGGAGUACAGAUGCUCCCCAUCUUGCCAAACGCAUAUACCGGCGCUAUCAUCACCGACUCAACUCAGCCAAAGACUAUUGUUGCCCAGAGCCGUGUCCAAAGUGUUGUCAUUGCUGAAGAUUCAGUAGAAACGGUUGGGCCUCCAAUACUUAAUGGUACAAGCCCUGCACCUUCAGAACUUAUCAAUCCCAUCAAACCUCCAAAAGAGAUUAACCCCUUUGAUUCAAAAAUGGUCGGUUCCACCAAGAAGAAAAAUGAGGUUGAGUCACUGUCUCUGGUAGAUUCUCUUGUUGCUUCUGCUCCAGAAUGCACCAGUAAACCGACUGGAGAUCAAAAAGCGGCCAACAUAGAUAUUCCAAACGUCAAAGAGGAAUCAAUCAUCUCCCCAACAGUAAUACAGCUCCACAAAAUCCUUUCUCUUGAUGAUCUUGUCAAAGAUGAGCAUCUUGCUUGGGGUUCUGAAGAAUCUACUUCGAAAGAUGAUAUUACCAUUGCUGGUGAUACCGAAAAGCACCCACCAACCAAAUCUACUACUGCCUCUUCCUCCAAAACGUCGUCAAUUGUCGAAGAUUCUCAUAUUUCCAUUACGGCCGCUGAGCUUGUCCCAUCUGAAUCCAUUAACGCUGUUCCGGAUAAACUCCAAGCACUUCCUCCCCAUCUACGACGACCCCCUGUUGCUCCUCCACCCCCUCUUGAAGCCCAAUACGUACCUCCACAUCUUCGUCCCCUUCAACACCUUUUACUCGGACACCCUACUCGACAGACGCCGAUUUAUCAGUCCGAAAAGGUCUUCCCUCACAAGCCCAACACAGUCACUCCGGUCCCACCUGGAGAUCUUUUAGAGAUCACAGACAUCGCAACUAUUGAACAUUUCUCAACCAAAAUAUCCAACCAUGGUGGAGCUACUCACAGCCAAAAAUCAGAGCCUUUGCCGUCUAUUUCUUCUCACUCUGCACAUAAGCUUACCAACCUAGUUACCAGACGCGAGUCUGUUCUUACUGAAAGCUCCGAAGAUUGUCCAAUUCGGCUAGCUGAGUCUGGUGCUCGCUCAGACACUUCCAUAAGCUCCGGAAAUAUGCAAGCGGGAGAACAACAGGAUCCUUUGAUGACUAAGCAGACUUCUGGGAGUACAUAUUUCGUUAAGACAGAAAAAGGUCUUAUUGAACUUCCUCUUAUGUACACUUUCUGUGAUGACAAACAAUGUCCAUUUAUCCAAAAUUAUACACCGUGCGAAAAGUCUCACGCCAAGCCGCCAAAAUUUUAUAUUCCUUUCAAAAAGCCAAUUUGUUCUGAAUCUGCUAUACGCGGUACCUGCCCCGCUGGGGGCAAGAGUUGUCAACAUGGUGCUCAUCCAUGCCCCUUUGGUAUUCGCUUUCAUAAAUGUCAUAAGCGUGAUUGUCCACUGGAUCAUUCAAUAACAAUAAACCCAGUUGGGGGGGUGUAUUCGAUAUUGAUUGGUGAAUCGCGAGAAAUUCCUACCAUUAAUGCCUUACAAGUAUACCCAGCUAGGAAGAAACACGGAGGAACUUAUAACCUUGAUCCUCCGGGUCUCUCAACCAUAACGGGUCCCAGGAGUGACAAUGACUGGUCUGACUUCACACGGAUAAGAAUACUGCCUACCUUGGACGAAGUAAUGUCGGAACGCCCGAUUUAUCUUCCGCACAAAAGCUCCAUAACAUGUCCACACGAUGUCUUUGAAGUGAGCUUUCGACAUCAACGUGAGGCGAUGUUGGGACAAGUCAAGCUAGCUCUUUCAAAUCUUAUCCACAAGGUGUUGCUGGGUGAACAGUUUAUUUCUGGUAGCAAGGAUGGCCAGGAGCCAACCUACAGAGUCUACAAAAAUUGCACAAUAACGCGCGGUUUCAUUGAACAAUGCAAAAUCCCUGUUCUUAACUUCAGUCUUUCGUUCGUGGCACCUGCCAAAGAACAGAUUGAUAAUGAAACUGUUCUUCGCAGUGGUCACCUGUUGGCUCUCUUAAUUCAGUCCGAUGGGGAUCUUUCGCUAGUUUGGUUACAAGCCACUCAAGAUUGGUCAAACAAGGAUGAACACGGGAAGGUUUCUGAUAUCGGUCGAGUGAAUGUUAAGAUUUUCAAUGAACCUACACAAAAAGUGGACAUGGAAAAAAUUCUUGCCCUACAUUCCAAACAGGACACAUGCAUAUUGGUAGAUUUUGGCGGUGUUCUUCCAGCAACCUUCAUCCAUGUUCUUUCUACUAUUCAAAAGUUUGAAAGCGAGAAACAUUCGUACUUCGCCAGAAAUUUAUUCCAGAAGGAAAUUCCAAAGAUUAUGUUCCACAUCCCAGAUUACUUAGAGGCCCGGGAGCUUGACUUUUCUUCCCUCGGGUAUGAAUAUAAGGCCAAAUUUGGCUCAGGGCGAGCGAAUUUAGAGCUUUUGACUUCAAUUAAGACGCAGCUUUCUCAGAAAAACUCUUCUGGAAUAAUCUUUACUACGGGCCAGAUAAAUGCGCUCAUCAAUUCAUUUACCUCCCGUCUAUCCUUUAUUCAGGGCCCUCCAGGAACUGGCAAGUCCUUCAUCGGCAAAUCAAUUAUCAAAAUGCUCGCUAUCAAUCGCCGUACCUGGAAUAAUGAUAAGACAACCCCCAUUCUACUAACAGCUCAAACAAAUCAUGCACUCGAUGAGACCAUAGCCGGAUACAUUAAGUGUGGUCUCAAGGUUGCUCGUUUGGGUGUCACCCCCGGCCAGGAGAUUCCUAAGCCUGACCACGUCGCGUACAAAACCCAUGUCCUCCCGAGAGAUAUUUACGAUCCAAUCCGUAGAGCUUAUAACCAAGCGCGCUGGCAAUCAGAGGCAUCUAGUAAGGAGCUUGAGUGCCUUAUAGGCGAGUAUACCAACUCCUCUGUUGCCUGGAGUCGCCUUGGACCGUUCCUUCAGAAAGAACAUCCAAACUUUUAUGAAGCUUUUCUCAAACUCUCGGGCGACGGGCGUGAAGCCGACGGAUUCAUUUCAUGGUCAAGUGAUGAGCAACAGAUCGAAGAAGCCUCUUUAAUUGCAGGACUGAAGUCCACUAUCCCUCAAGGGUUUCAGGGCUCGGGCUUAAAGAUAAAUGAACUUGAGAUCAGCUCUCAAGAGACAUUCUGUACAGAGGAGGUAGAAGACUCUCUUGAUCUAUGGAAAUUUACUCCUAGUGAGCGUCGGAACCUUAUCUGUGGAUGGAAAAUUGUUCUUGAUGCUACUCUCAACAAGGAUAUUGAAUCAGCGAGAGCUACGCUCCAGCAGUCAAACCGUGACAUAGAGAUCAACUUAGCAAAAGAAAACGCCGCAAGGAUGAUUGGCUUUGGCGUUGAUGUUGUUGCGUGCACUUCUACUCGAGCGGCCAGCGACAUUGAACUCUUGAAGCAUCUGAAAAUAGAGGUGGCUAUUGUUGAGGAAGCGGGUGAGAUUGUGGAGUCAAUGGUGCUCCCAAUUUUUGGAAGUACGCUGCAGCAGUUGAUAAUGAUCGGAGAUCAUAUGCAGUUAAAACCUUUCUGCAGUACUCCUGAACUUGCAGGCGGAUACUAUAAACAGGACCAAUCCCUAUUUGAGAGACUAGUGUGUCCAACCGCAGGCAUACCUAGCAGCAUACCUCUUGCACUGCUUGACUGUCAAAGAAGAAUGCGGCCUGAGAUUGCUGGUCUUGUACGCUCCUUGGGACUUUACAGAACUUUGAUGGAUGGUGAUAACGUCAAGUGCUACCCUGAUGUUCCUGGGAUGGGGGGCAAGAAUCUCUUAUGGUUAGACCACAAGUCAAAGGAAUCGUUCUCCGGAACAUCGUACUACAACAUUCAUGAGGCCGAUAUGAUUGCAGGAUAUGCUGCACAUUUAAUCGGAUCUGGAGAAUUUGGAAUUCGCGAUAUAGUGAUACUUACACCAUAUCGCGAACAGGUUUCUGUGAUUAAGAGGUUCCUCCAGAAACAGGGGGCAUUUGGCCUUGUAAUUCCGGCUGAAGAUAUGAGCUGCCUCGUUGGGAGAAACGCUGAAUAUAAUCCCCCGCUAGAGUCUGAAUCGAAAGAUUUCACAUUGAUAAACGUUGAUAUCUCGGAUGCGGUGCAAGUAACCACAAUUGACAACUACCAAGGCCAGGAAGCUGAUAUUAUCCUUUACUCUGCUGUCCGCAGCAAUAAUACUGGACGUCUGGGGUUUACGGACAUAACAAAUCGUGCCUGCGUCACUCUCUCGUAA